AUGGAUAAAUUUUUAUUUGGAAAACAAUCUACUUCUCCGGCAGAAGAUGAUGAACCUUGCACAAGCAGUAUUGCUAAGAAAAGAAAGAUUGUGAAUAGAAAAUACUCCGAAGACUACAUUCGUUAUGGCUUUUAUUGGUGCGGCGAUGAAGCGGCUCCGAAACCAUUAUGUGUAAUUUGCAACGAACAAUUAACAAACGACUCAAUGGUGCCCAGUAAACUAAAUCGCCAUAUAACUUUAAAACAUCCGAAUUGUGCUAAAAAGGAUAUAUCAUAUUUUCAAAGGCUUUUGGCUCAAAAUUUAAAACAAAAAAAAUUUAUGAUGUCGACCGUAUCUGUUUCCGAUAAAGCAUUAGAAGCUAGCUAUUACAUUGCAAAAUUAAUAGCUCGUGAAAAGAAACCUCAUACUAUUGGAGAAAAACUUAUUAAACCAGCAUGUAUGGAAAUUGUGCGAGUUAUGCUUGGACCUAAAGAGGUUCAGGAAGUGAGUAAGGUUUCACUGUCAGCUGAAACUAUUAAAAGACGUAUUGGCGACAUGUCAACAGAUAUUUUGAACACGCUUAUUUUGAAAUUGAUCGCAGCUAACAAUUUUGCUCUUCAAAUUGACGAGUCAACGGAUAUUAAAAAUCAAGCACAAUUAAUUGCAAUUGUACGUUUUGUUGACGAAGAUUGCAUAAAAGAAAAUUUUUUAUUUUGUAAAAAACUUUCCGAACGAACUACUGGAGAGGAUAUUUUUCGAGUAACUGAUGAAAUACAUAAUCUACAAUGGAGUAACUGCAUGAGUAUUUGUACUGAUGGCGCCGCAGCAAUGACUGAACAAUUGAUAACAGAAUUUGAACCAGCAAUGAAAUUUCUAUUGAUGACUCAGAAGGCACUUUCCAAAACUGUUGGUGUAAGUAAGGUACAGAACCUCUCAAAAUAA
This is a messenger RNA of Diorhabda sublineata, 921 nucleotides long. RefSeq names its product zinc finger BED domain-containing protein 5-like. Bases 1 to 921 code for a protein of 306 amino acids. The record is from RefSeq and is a predicted model, not a curated record. The transcript is spliced from 2 exons. NCBI's taxonomy places the organism in Eukaryota, Metazoa, Arthropoda, Insecta, Coleoptera, Chrysomelidae.